AAAAAAGCGAGUUAAGUAGUGCCGCCUUGACUUUGCGUUGGCAAAAUUACAAGAGGAUCUAUUUGUGUACCAGUUAGUCAGUGAAAACCUUUUCGGUGCCAAGCAAUAGAACGGAAUUCGCAGGAAGGUGAUUAACACACAAUUUCUCCACAAUUUUCCUGAUGAUUUGCUUUCUUGUUAAAAAUCUAUAAAAAUCAUUGGAGUAAACAGAAAAUAUUUUGAAGUGAAUUCCCGUUUUCCAAGUGACAAAACAAACAAUGCCUCUUUAUAUGCCUGUACCAUUGCUUCUGGCUACAUCAAUGCAUGCUGCUGCUGGCCUUGUUAUAAAUGCUUUGACAUUGACAAAUACCCAAAGGGAGAUCCUCAAAGAUGACAAAGUCAAACUUAUAUUUCAAAAUUACUUAUCCAAUUUACCUGUGUCUCUGAAGGAAAAACUUCUAUAUUACAUUUUGGAUUUAGAUGAACUUGAAGCUUCAGUCAGAUACAGAGCAUUAUUAUUAAUUUUAUGCCCACAAAUGAAAUCUCUUUGUCCUGGAAUUUUUCCUCAGACAUACUUCACUCGAGUUGCCCAUGUAAUAUGUUGUCAGGGAACAACACUAGAGUCGCUUGAUUUGCGAGGUGUGUGGUUGAAAGGUGAUUUAUUGGGGGAAUUGCAGAAUAUUCUUCAGAGCCUCAAAAACUUACGAGAUUUGCAUAUACCUCACAUGGCAACUGAUGCAAUAUUGAACACAAUAGGUCAAUACAAUACAUCAUUACAAAUUUUGGAUAUUAUGGGUGAAUGUAAUGUAACAGAAGCUGGGAUUGAAUCAUUGUGCAAUAGUGGAAACUCAGUUAUCACCCAUAAUUUACAAUUUGUGCUUUUAGGUAAUCCUGGAGGGGAUGAGGUAUCUCCAAGUACUGUGUCACUGCUUAUUAAAUAUUUACCAAAAUUACAGUCUUUGGGAUCUUACCCCAAAGUAGGAGAAGCAAUUGAGUAUUUGAUCCAAGAAAACAGUGAUAUCACUACUAAUUUAAUUCAUUUACAUGAUUCUUAUACAGAUUUAAACAGAAUUUGCAUUCUAAUUAAAACAACACCAAUGUUAGAUUCAAUAUUUAUUGAUCAUCCUUCUGAUGGUGUGAUUUCUCAUUUAUGUGAAUUUUCUCACUUGACUAAAGUUAAGUUUCAGAGAUUUCAGCUCAAUGAGUUUUUCAGAUUCAUUGAUAAAGUUGGAAGAAAACUCUUAACAAUGGAGUUAAUGUUUGGAUCAGGAAUUUUAGACUUUGCUUCAUUGAGUAAGCAAUGUCCAAACUUAGUGAAAUUUACUUGCUAUAAAAUGGAUUGCAUUAGACACUUUGAUAAAGUUGAAUUUCCUUAUUUAAAAAAUUUUGGUGUUUACUAUUCUGAUAUCAGUCCAUCAUGUGUUAAAAGUGUAAUGCUAGCUUCACCAAAUAUGGAGAAAUUAAGCCUUGGAGAUUUUCUUGAAAUUACUGAUGAUGACAUCAUUGAAAUUUUUACAACAAAAGAAUUCACAAAACUGAAACAUAUUUGGUUUGCAAAUGCCGUUUAUUUGACAUCUGUGAGUGUCCAAAUUUUAAUUGAAUGUUGUCCAAAUUUAGUAAGUUUAGGAGAACUUAGUGGUUGGAAUAUGACACAAACAGAAACAAUUAUUUUCAAGGAAGCAAUUGAAACAGAAAAUCUUGCUCUUAAAAUUAUUGAUUAUUUCAAUGACUAAAUCAGUAAAAAAUUCACAAUAAUUUGAAGUGCUUUUGCCAAUAGGAAAAAGACAUUUUUAAAAAAAUUAUAUACUGUAUAGGCUAUUUAGGCAUUCCAAUUUAUGAUUGUAAAGUCACAGAAAAAAAAUUUCAAUUCUUAUAGAACGAUAAAGACUUUUACUUAAUUGAAUUGGUUUGUGACAUAUUGUAUCAAUAUCGUUGCAACUAUGAGCCAGAAUCAUUAUUAUGGUCAAGAACAUGUUAAAACAUAAAUAGAAUUAACCUAGACAUAAUGGAUAUUAAGAUAAAUAUAGGUGUAAGUUCCAGAAAUGGUUUUCCUCGAGGUUGACUGUUGGUUAUAUCACUGCAUAUACCUGCAGUAAAGAAUGUAUGCAACAGUUCUUUUAUGGCAUUUUGUGGUGAAACACAUGAUGAUGUUUGUGAUGAUGCUCUUGUACUGCAAGAUGCCAAGUUAAUUGUUAGAUGGCUGAAACAAGAGAUGAAAAAAUA
This is a messenger RNA of Gryllus bimaculatus (two-spotted cricket), 2202 nucleotides long. The record is from the annotation of a GenBank genome assembly. Lineage: Eukaryota; Metazoa; Arthropoda; Insecta; Orthoptera; Gryllidae.